Messenger RNA from Solenopsis invicta (red fire ant), 4394 nucleotides. RefSeq names its product 26S proteasome non-ATPase regulatory subunit 2-like. The record is from RefSeq and is a predicted model, not a curated record. The transcript is spliced from 14 exons. The coding region runs from base 985 to 3555 and encodes 856 amino acids. Gene Ontology annotation, molecular function: enzyme regulator activity. Gene Ontology annotation, cellular component: proteasome complex; proteasome storage granule; proteasome regulatory particle, base subcomplex. Gene Ontology annotation, biological process: proteasome-mediated ubiquitin-dependent protein catabolic process; regulation of protein catabolic process. NCBI's taxonomy places the organism in Eukaryota, Metazoa, Arthropoda, Insecta, Hymenoptera, Formicidae.
CAAAAUUGAUGUUAAGAAUAAAAGAGGAAACAUUUUACUUCUGUUAAAAAAAUUUUUUUUACUGAAAUAUACGAUUCAGUAUAAAAAUAAAAAAAUAAAAAGUUGGUAGUAUAUCAGUAAAAUAAAACGGCUGAAUAAAGAUCAGAUUUCAAUAAAAGAUAUUUAUAACUCAAUUUCUAAAAGUAUAUGAACAGAGAUCCAAGAUAAACAUUGUCUGAAUUUUUUAUUUGUGUCACGACUAUAAAUACGACGAAUAUGUCACGAAUAAAGAUGAUUUUCGAUUCGUUUAUUGAAUCACGUUUCAAAAUUAGGUUUAGUUAAAUAAACUUCAACAGAAACGAAAUUAUAAAUAUGAGCAUUAAAUAAAUAAUCGUUGCCACAUAUGUUAUCGGGUUUCGGUAUAACGAAACAAAAGCCACGCGCUGCGUAUGACGGGUAGGUAAAAUUUAUUUCAACAACGUAUUAAUUAAAGCUUUUUGAAUCGUUCAAUUCAACGUUAUCAAAUCGUAUGGGCAAAAUAUACAGUUGAUGUAACGAGGAUAUCUUUUGAAAACGAUGAAUAAACGCAAUCAAGAUAAGGAAAGCGAUAUGGUAAAUAUGUAACAUUGGUUAAAAAAAUUGCAAGCUAUAUUAAAACGUCAAUUUAAAAAAAAAACAUGAAUUGAUUUAAAUGUCAAUCUAUAUAAAAAUAUUAUGCACCAACAUCAUUUUAUUUUUCGAUAUGUAGAAUGAAGAGGAUAAGAGGUUACAAGAAGAAUUGCUACAAGCGGUCGACGUAUUAAAAGUAAAUAAAUUUUGACAAUUCUCUGCUACAUAUUGUACUUAGAAAAAAAAAGGAGUAAAACGAGCCAUUGAGAAACGGGUUUUAAAUUUAUUUUUUAUUUUUUAAUGAUCAAAAGAACCUGUUAUCUUCCUCAGAAAGGAAUUGGAUUUCCUAGUCUAAGCUACAUGUAAUUUUGUCGUCAGGGUAAAGAUGAGACAGCUAUGUUGCUGUCGUUGAACCAUCUAAGAAUGCUGAUACGUACGUCUACAACUUCGAUGACUUCCGUUCCGAAACCUCUCAAAUACUUAAGGAAUUUUUAUCCGAGCUUGCGGAGCGCGUAUGGAGGGCUCAAGCGGGAAGAGGCAAAGAUACGUUUUGCAGAAAUCUUGAGUGUACUCGCGCUCGCUGGAGCUACUCCAGGAUCCAAGGACUGUCUGGAUUUUUGCAUCAAAGGAGCUGUGGAUAAUCCCGGGGAAUGGGGCCAUGAAUACGUGAGGCAACUCGAGAUAGAGAUCGUCGACGAAUGGGCGAACGCGCCGAUCAAGGAGGAGCGUGAGAUCAAAAAGCGCCUUACACCGUUGAUCAAAAGCAUUCUUGCAUUCGACACGAGACACAAUGCGGAAAUACAAGCGUGCGAUUUAUGUUUGGAAAUUGACGAACUGAAUUUCCUCGCGGAAUACCUGGAGCCCUCGAACUUUGCACGAGUGUGCCAUUAUUUAAUAAGUUGUGCGGCCUACAGUGAGGAUAUUGAGAGAAGACAAAUAUUAGAAUUUGCUACGGAGCAAUAUCUAAAGUUUAACGAGCACACAAGGGCGAUUUUGGUAGCACUGCAACUUGCAAAUUCAGAACUUGUUUUCAAGUGCUUCGCUGCUUGCCCGGACUCUUUGACGAGAAAUCAACUGGCCUUUAUUCUCGCCCGUCUGCAAGAUCAACCUCUGAGAAUGGAGUAUAAUGGAGACGACGCCAAGGAUAUCGAGGCAAUCCUCAGCAAUGGCCAUGUGAAUACCCACUUUCAAAUUCUUGCUAGAGAACUUGAUAUACUUGAGCCAAAGCUUCCAGAAGAUAUUUACAAAAGCUGGCUCGUGAGCGGAUUCAGGCAAAUGGAGCAUGAUUCAGCUAGGGCGAAUUUAGCGGCGAGCUUCGUUUCUGGUUUCGUACAUGCAGGUUUCGGUCAAGAUAAACUAAUGGCAAACACAUCCGACUGUUGGGUGUAUAAAAACAAGGAACACGGAAUGUUAUCGGCUACAGCUUCUCUGGGCCUGAUACAUAUGUGGGACGUCGAUGGUGGAUUAAUUCCAAUCGACAAAUACCUUUACACGAACGAAGACUAUGUGAAAUCUGGCGCCUUGCUAGCGAUCGGACUGGUGAAUUGCGGAGUUCGUAAUGAAUGCGAUCCGGCUUUAGCGCUUCUCAGCGAGUAUGUCAAGUCGAACAGCCAGAUCCUUCGCAUUGGAGCCAUCAUGGGAUUAGGUCUGGCUUAUGCUGGUUCUAGGAGAAAGGACGUCACCGAACUUCUCUCUAGAGCUUUAGCUGAUGAGCAGAAUAAUAUUCAAGUGUUAUCGCUGAUUGCCAUCUCCCUAGGCCUUGUGAAUGUAGGCUCGGGAGACUCUGACGUAUCUUCAGCUAUCCUGUUGAAAUUAUUGGGACUAUCUAUGAAGGAUCUCGUAAUCACGCAUUCUAGAUUUUUGGCAUUAGCCCUGGGAAUGAUUUUUAUGGGAACCCGGGAUGCCAUAGAAACGUUAUCUGCGGCGCUCGAAGCUUUGCCGGAACCAUACAACUUUGCUUCGCAAACUAUGUUACAAAUUUGCGCGUACGCGGGUACCGGUGACGUAUUGAUAGUACAAGAAUUAUUAAGGAUUUGCUCGGAAGCAAUCGAGGAAAUAACAAGUACAAAAACAACACCUCAGAAUACCCCGGUAUCAAGCUGCUGUGAUCAAAGACCACAGAACACAGCCAAAUUGGAAAGGAAUAAAAAGAAUGAUAACCAAACUGAAGAGUCUGCUAAAGAUAUUGGAACCGCGCAAGCUAUAGCAUCUCUCGGAGUAGGUGUAGUUGGGCUUGGAGAGGGAAAGGAAAACUCGAGAAUCUUUGGGCAGGUCGGAAGAUACGGUCCAACGCCAGCGCGACGUGCUAUGCCCCUCGCGUUGGCCUUAUCCUCUCUGUCGAACGCCGAUUCAGCGAUCUUGGACGUAUUGAACAAGUACAGCCAUGAUCACGAUGCCGAUGUUGCUCUGAAUGCGAUUUUCGCCCUCGGCCUGGUAGGCGCCGGAACCAACAAUGCACGACUGGCAACAAUGUUGAGACAACUGGCGGCUUAUUACGCGAAAAAUCCGUCUCACCUGUUCCUCGUGCGCAUCUCUCAAGGUUUAGUGCACCUGGGCAAGGGCACUUUAUCUUUAUCGCCUUUGCGGUAUGCUUCAAAAGUUUUAGACUACACCGCCCUGGCUGGUCUAAUGGUUGUCCUUGUUGCGUGUUUAGAUUGCAGAAAUCUUAUAUUAUCUCAGUCUCACUAUUUAAUAUACUGCUUAGCGAUUGCGAUGGAGCCAAGAUGGUUGGUCACCGUGGAUGAAAAUCUUAAAAACUUGCCAGUCUCGGUGAGAAUUGGUCAAGGUGUAGACAUUGUAGGGAAAGCAGGUAAUCCGAAAUCCAUUGUCGGUGGUCACGUUCAAACCACACCAGUGUUACUGUGUGCAGGAGAAAAGGCGGAAUUAGUGUCGGACCAAUAUGAGCCGCUCUCCAGUGUGCUGGAGGGUUUCGUGAUCCUUCGUGAAAAACAGGCUGCAACGAAUUAGGAAGCUUCCAGUUUGAUAUCCUGCAGUGAUUCCUUUCAACAUCAAUCCUUCAAUUUAGAUGGAUUGCCUUUGUCAGAAAACGACAUCAGUGAACACGCAUGAGUAAACAAAAAGUAAAAGAUUUUUGUCUACGUAAAACAGAUCAGAGAACAGAAGUCUUGUGCACAUAGUCUUCAUUGUGGGAUAUAAGCUGCUUGCGAUGAUUAACGCAAUAAUGGCAGUAACGUCAUUAGCUAUUUCGUAUGUUUUGCAUUUAUUUAACUUUAGGGACUAGCGGAAGCAAUGUGCUUUAUACAACAGAAACAUACAUUGAUUUGCAUUGCACAGUGGGAACAAUAACGUUGCGCCAUGAUCAAGAGUGCCGGUCGUAUACAAAAUCAAUAGAACCCAACGUGAGAUUUAUUUAUAAGGACAAAACAAAAGGAAAUUACAUGAAUGCGUUUUACGCAAGUAAGAUAUCCGUAAGAAAAAAAGAAAGGGAAAGAAAUGUUAUAGCGGUGUUAACCUUAAACGACACACCGAAAUAACAAAAUAAUCGGUUAGGUUAGCGAUCAUGGAACACGUCGGACUUUUUCCUUGACGAAGCUGUUACCCAGAGCAACACAAAGGUUCCAAAGACGCUUGAAAGAUCGCUUCAAAAGUAUCUAGGACGUGUUGUCUCGGUAGGAAUUGUAAGUCUUAAGCGUUCUACCAUAACGUAAAGAUAGUCGUAAGUUGUUAUAAGACACAGUUGUAUAUUCAUUUCUACCAAUACAGAUUAGCUGGAAAGUAGCGCAUGGUACAAAUUCGUCAAACCAAAAAAAAUUCGUUAAAUUAUUGACACUGUGAAUAAAAAAAAA